UAUAAAGGUACUGUCAUCCUCAAUUACACGUUUUUCUGGACGUGUGCAUUGUCCUGGACCAUGAUUCGAAUAUAUAUCCUGGUCGUGCGACCAAUGAUGCGAUGUUAUCGCAAUUCCACCAGACGCUGAUAUAGUAAAUGGCGGUUUUUUAAGUACUGAGGCUUCAGCCACUUUCCCAACGUUCGAUUGUAGAAACCAAUCAAUUGAGGAAUUUUCCCUUUUCAGAAGCACGCACAGACAGAUCAUCGCAAUAAAACAAUGGAAUCAUUAUCUCAUUUCCUGUACUCUGCUGCACUUGUCCUAUUUUUUGCUGCAGGUUUCAUUUUGAGGUCCAGUCAUCUUGGAAAGUACCUAAGUAGCUUUGGGGUGUCCGUGUUCCCUUGCCCAGAGUCCAAAAACUCCCUCGAAGCGAGUCGCCUCAAAAACUGCAAAACGGCCACACCACUUGUCCCAAGUUAUUCGAUUGAUUGGUGGAAAAACGAGUCUCUUUUCCAACUCGAAAAACGUGCCAUCUUCAGCAAGGUCAGAUUCCAAGAUGCCAAAGUUCGCUUAUGCUGACUUUGAAUGGAUAGACUUGGCUUUUCGUUACACACGCCUGUAGAUUUCAGAAAGCGGGUGACUACCGCACAUUCGAGAUUGUUGGGUUUUCAGUCAUUGUUAUACUGGGCAAAGACAAUCAACUUCGGGCUUUUCAGAAUGUAUGUCGGCAUCGAGCAUACCAAGUGGCGAAAAAGGAAUGUGGAAGUUCAAUGGUGUUGGGGUGUAGAUACCAUGGGUAAGUUAACCUUCCAUGCUGUUUGAGACCCUUCUAACAAUCCCGGAAUCUAGAUGGAGUUACAAUACGAAAGGAAAGUUGAUCAAGGCACCAGAGUUUGAAAAUGUACCCAAUUUUGACAAGAAUCAAAACAGUCUAUGGGAAGUCAAGUUGGAGACCAGAAAUGGGUUCGUCUUCAUAAACAUGAAGUCUACGGAGCAUACUCAGACUCUCCAUUUGGAUGACUCCGAGACCGUAAUUGCAAGUCUGAGGUCUAACGACUUGAAAUGUGUCGGGGAAUGGAAGAUCGAAGGCCGUUUCAAUUGGAAACUUGCAGGUACGAAAUUAACCUACCAGGAAUGUAAAAUCUGACCAUCUUUUACAGACAUUUCCCUUUUACCAAACCAAGCUGCUGGUAUAACCUCCUGGUUGAGCUUCUCACGUUUCACCCAUCGCAAAGGCGUCUUAGGACACACAGCCGUCUUCAAAAGCGAAAGUUCGGGAAGCCUCUUGACUCUUCGAUUUCUGCCCAACUCCGCGACGUCAACCACCGUGGAGUGCACCUUUUACAAGGAGAGUUCAGCUGACCGCGAAUCAGAGUUUGCGAGCCUGGGAAAAGCUGUUCAAGAUAAGAUCAAAGAUCUUGAACAGCGGCAAAAACGGCUUCUCCAAGCACGCAACAACCGUAAUUUCGCAGAGGAGACGACAAGUGCCAACUUUGACCAGCAAACAGAAAUACGGAAGAUCCUGAAAACACACGCAGAUGCAGAACAUGAACUUGGAGAGAAAAUCUAUCCUGCAGCUCAAAGUCAGUCUGUGACCUCUGAGGGAAAACGAGACGAUGACUUUUGUCGCGACUUGGGGGUGGGUGAAGGGAGGAGAUCUGUAUGCAGCGCAAGUGCGCAAGGUCUUCUUGAUUGGUAGUUUUGGGUUUUCCAGCAAUUCAGUUUGCAGAUCAUGUUUGAUUGGGUACAUUUGUGUGUUGUAUUUCUUGGUAUCAGUUAACCGACUUCAAUACUUGUAUAGCGAGAUAGAUAAAACGUUUUUCGAUUGAAUGCAC
This is a messenger RNA of Hymenoscyphus albidus, 1814 nucleotides long. The record is from the annotation of a GenBank genome assembly. Lineage: Eukaryota; Fungi; Ascomycota; Leotiomycetes; Helotiales; Helotiaceae.